Molecule: messenger RNA, 3111 nt
Organism: Meriones unguiculatus (Mongolian gerbil)
Lineage: Eukaryota; Metazoa; Chordata; Mammalia; Rodentia; Muridae
Product: spermatogenesis-associated protein 31-like
Exons: 3
Coding region: 1-3111 (1036 amino acids)
Source: RefSeq, a predicted model, not a curated record
AUGGAGAAUCUUUCCUCUCUUCUGGAAAGCAUAUACAGCACAUGGCUCAGCCUCAGCUCCACUCUGUGGGCAAUGGACAUGAUCCUUGCCUUUGUGGGUGGACUGGGGCUCUACCUCCUGUUACUCCCUUUCCUUGAGAGUCAUCUGUCAGCAUCACCACCAAAUAUUAAGUUCACCAGAAAGCCUCAGAUGAAGAUGACCUGGCAGAGCCAGCACAGAAAGAAGUUUAGGAAUCAUUGCAGGAGCCAUGCCAAAGCUUGGGGAGAAUGCCUGAAAAAACUCCAAGGAAAAGAAAAGGAUGGAUUAUUUCUAGAAGAAAUGGGCUCAGGACACCAUUUGAAUUCUUUAGGGAAUAUGCUUAACUCGUCAAGUGCUAGGCAGGACAGCACUGCCUUGCUACCCUUCUGGAAGCUGAGAGGAGAAUCAGAACAACAGAUGUCCACUCAGAAGCUAUCAAAUCCCAAGAUUUGGGGGGACCAUUUCCAACAGAAAUACAACCAGCUCUUCUGGGGUCUCCCUUCUCUCCACAGUGAAUCUUUAGUGGCUACUGCCUGGAUCCCUCAGACAGCUUCUGCUCUCCCAUCUCCCUUUUUCUUAUUCAAUGUCAUCUCAGGUGUUUAUCCAGUACAAUUUCAGGAUAAACUGUCUCCGAUGCUUUCCCACACAUUUCCUCUGUCCUACUUGGACCUCCGAUCUCCACCAUUCAUUUUAUCUUCAUCUCAGUUCCAGCCCCAAACUCUAACUCAAGUCCAUCUUCAAUCCCCUCUCCCAAGCCUACUACCCUCUUCUCUACCCUACACUAGGGAUUAUGGAACAUCUUGUUCUCAGUCACAGUGUAAGCCACCAUACCUCCCUACUGAAUUACAAUACAGAGAAAGGCCCUUGCUGACAAGACAACCAGAAAGUAGAUUGUCUUUGCCACAAGUCUGUGACGUCUCGACCCCCAGCCUUACCCAAGACUGGGCAGUUUCUAUGUUUCCUGACAGUAUCCCAAUCAGCUGUGAGCUCCGGGAGAAACUGGAGCAGCACAUUCAGAAAUGGCUCCUUCAACACCGGUGGGAUCUUCCCUGUAAGACCCAAGAGUCUCUGGAAGUGAUGCAGCGUCAGAACACAGCCACAAAUACUUGUCAAGCAUCAUUCCAGCCCAGCCCCUCACAAUCCUCUGUGUCCUCUGGCGAAUACAGCAAGGAAGGCCAGAAGGUGAGAGUCCAGCCAGAAAAGGAAACUGGCAAGAAUCUGGGACCUAUUCUAGGAAAGAUCUCAAAGGAUCCAGUCAGGGGCUUGUACAAGCCUCCGAGAAAGGUUCAAUGGGCAAACAUUUCACCGUCAGAAAGAAAUCCAGUGAAGUGCUUGGAGAGCAACUCCAGAAAUGACACAAUAAAAUACAUAGCCAAGAAUCCAGAAAACUCCCUGAAAACUCAUUUGAGCCUAAAGUCAGGGCAGAUCCAUCAAGGCCUGAUCCCUCUGAAUGUGCGGCGAUCCUGGCUUGUCAUAAGCGAUGGUUUUGCCAGAUCCCCCGUCAGUGCAGAAACUAGAAAUGUAACAUCCCCAAAUUGUUUAGAAAGGUCCAUGAGCUCUCCACAGAAGCUUGCCUUUCUCGAUCCAGGAACUCGACAGACCCUGGAGGCACAUAUCGUAAGGUUUUGGGUGAGGCACAAGUGGGGCCUACCCCUUAAGAUGCUCAAGCCCAUAAACCUCUUUAAGUUGAAAAAUGUUGAGUCUCUGCCUAUUGCAUCUCGUGCCCAGCCCUUUUCAACCACCAGUUCAGUAGCUGAGGUAGUCAGGUUUCUGGGAAAACCAUCUCAGAGAUGCUUGCGAGAGAUGCUUAAAGAUUCUUCCUCAUCAGCGGGGAGUUGUCUCCUUGUCUCCCCUCCUUCCUAUAAGAAUAUCGAUAGGGCCCUGAGAAGGCUCCCCUCUGGGGUUGACCAUAAGCCUUUGAAAGUCCUGCCAACUAAACCAGAGAGCAGGCAUCUUUCUGAAACUCUCACACACAACUUCAUGGCCACAACCUCUGAGAGCGAGAUUGUCUUAGAGAAAGAGAGAGAGACCCAAGAAGUCUUUUUACUGCCUAGAAGGACUAGUGUCCAAAGUCCAGGGCCGCACAGCCUUCAAGCACAAGUUGUUAGUAAGCUUCCGUGUAAUGUGAAGACAGAACCAGCAGCCCAGCCACAAACCUGCGCCACUGCUGUGCUCCUUCCAGAAUGUUCUAGGAGCAGGGUUCCUGCAGACACUUCAGCUCCAUGUGCAUUAGGUGACACUGUGGGAGUAGAAGGGAGAAAGAGCUUUGUGCAGCAGAAAACCAGUACUCCAAAGCAUCAAGUCUCAGAGAAGGACCUAAUCAAGCUGUUGGCCUCUACUUGUCAAGAUGAGGACACUAAAAGACAGAGUGAAGGAAAUCAUGAAGAAAAGUCCAAGUUCAGCAGAGUGAAAGAGAAAGAAGACAACUUUCGAAGUAAAUACCAUCAGCCUGUUCCAAACACCACACAGGUUCUACCACAGAGCACCUUCCAAAGACUGGUGAGCCGAUUUCUACAGUGGCUUCAGCCCAAGAAAACAAUGAAAGCGCAGGAAACUCCUCCCCCAAAAUUUAAGCCUACAGCAACCACUGCCCAGAGCCAACAAAAGCAAGUGAGAAAGGGACCACAUGUGGACAGCAAUGUUGCUGAGGCCCAGGAACUUAUGACAGCUGUUGGACAGAUGUUAGAAAAGAAAAUGAUGCUGCAACGUAAACUCUGUGCUUCAAAGUUCAACCAGCACAAGCAAUUUCCUCCUGCCCAUCCCUACCAGUUUUCCCAAGGCCACAAGCCAGGCUCCUACACAGAGCAAAUGAGAGCACCCAGUCACCCAGCCAAUCUGUCACAGCAGAAUUACUGUAUACAGGACAGGCACACCAGAGAGCAGCUGUCUCAGAAAAAUGUACGGUUUAGCAAUGAACCACAGAGCCCACAGAACCUUGGGUCCUCUCCCCACAACGCACCUUUGAACCUAGUGAAUUUCCCCCCGAAUAGAAUAAUAGUGCCAGCCUUCUCGGGCCACCAUCUCCACUGCCCUAGGCACUGUGCUCUUCGGAGAAGUAUCUGUAGCCAACUAGAAAAUUCUAGUUUUUUCUAG